AUGUGCGGCAGGCAGGGAACAGCUCCUGGAGCCUGUGGGAUGCCUGGCCCUGGGCUCGCACUUCCCGGCAAGCCUGAGGGCAGGAGCAGGAGCUACCCCGCGCUCACACAGCGUGGACAGAACAGCCGAGCCCCACAGAUGUCCCCCUCCACGGCACCACGCCAUGGGCCUGCUUCUGCGCCACGGAGAAAGGCACCAUGGGCUCCAGCGACCUCUCCGACGGGUGUCCCUGAGGCCGGCCCAUCUUGUGCCCUUGGGCGCAGGGAGAGCGCGGGCCCUGGGGGCGGAGAGGGGGAUUUGGGAUUUGGGAUGCGGGAUUUGGGAUGCGGGAUGCUGGAUGCCGUUCCCGGGGGAGUCUCCGCGGCGGCUGCGGCGACCGCUGGGGGGCGCCCGCGCUCCACGCGUGGUCCCGGCCCCAAUCCCGGCCCCAAUCCCUAUCCCUCUCCCUGCCCCAAUCCCGGCCCUGUUCCCGAUCCCGCUCCCGGCCCCAAUCCUGGCCCCGCUCCCGGCCCCUCUCCCGGCCUCAAUCCCGGCCCCAAUGCCGGUCCCGCUCCCGGCCUCGCUCCCGUCCCCGCUCCCGGCCCCAACCCCGGUCCCAAUCCCGGCCCCGGCCAGUGGCGCCUUCCCCCGGACCGGAGCGCUGCCAGCGCUGAGCCUGGCCCACGGAGCGGGGCGAGACGAUGCUCCGCGGGAAGCAGGGACAGGACCCCGGCCUUCAAACACCCUGCAAAGCCCAGCGCUGCCUGUCCCCCGUCAGCCCCGGCCCUGGGGACAGUCGGUCCCCAGCCACACCAGCGGCGGAGUCGUUUAUCAGAAGCAGUGGGAAGCCGUCUCGCCCCUUUGUGCAUCUUGCGGGAUUUCUCCUCGCACAGGCAAUUGGCAAAGGCCCAGGGACACACGGGCCGGUACAGCUCAGCCCGGCCGGGCGGGACGUUGCGAGACGGCCGGGAGAGCUGCAGCCGGGCGGGAGCGGAGCCCGGCGCUGGGACGGCCCGCACGGCCCCGGCGCUGCCGGAGAAGCCAUGGGGCUCCCGGGCGGCCCCCACGCCCUGCACCCCCACCCGCGGAGGGAGGCAGAGCUCCUGCUCCGGGCCGGCAGCGGCUCUGCCCGGCAGGGGCACGGAGGGGGCCAGGCAGACACGGGCUAAAAUCGCGGUCUCCCUGGGGCGAAGGGAUCCCGGGACCCCCUCCCCAGCCGGGGAGCAGCGCCCGCCGCCGAUCCGCCGCUCCUCCCGGCAACGCCGGCACAGCAUCGGCCGCUCUGUUGCCGCUGUCCUUGCCUCAUGCCUCUCUCUCUUUGCCCGCCGACGGAAGGGCAGGAUCCGACGCCUGAGUCCCGCGGGGAUGCCCGGGUCAGGCGGCGCUGGCACCGGGCCGCUGCGGAGCCGGGCUUGCGGGGGAAGGGGCUCCGCGCCGGCACGGGCGGCCUUCCCGGCCCCGAGGGCCCUGCGCGAAAUCCCGGUUUACUCGGGGCACUUGGCCGAGUUUCGGAGAUUUAAAGCCAGAGAGGCAGCCCGGGUCGCGUCCCUUCCGAAACGCACAAUAAAUAGACACCCGCCCGCAGGAGCAGGGAAGGUGGGAGAGCCACGAUUCCCAAGACAAACCCCAACGCCCAGGCUCCGUUCUGGACGCAGCAGAAGGCCGUCGCUGCCCCGUCCACCGCCAAAAACCCUCGGGCAGUUUCCUUCUUUCCUCACCCCCCGCUCCCUGCUCCGCAAGGCGCUGGCCGGGCUCGGGCUGGGGGGAUCCCCCAUGCCAGCCACCCUCCUCCAGUGCUGUAUCUACGGCCAGAGGUUUAAGUUUAAGCCGUACAAAGCCCAGCUCUCCCGCCCGCCAGUGAUCGCUCUUCCCCGGGCCCCAUCGCCCACCGGAGGCCGUCACCAGCCUUCCCCGGCCGGGUCAGCACCCCCUCUGUCCCCCAGACCGACGGCACAGCAACAAAGAACCACCAAACCUCCGACAACGCGGCUUGGGACAACCCCGAGGCCUAGGGCCCCCCGGCAGGCAGGGUGGGCAGCCGGGGGAGAGGGUUUUCCCCCAUCGGAUCAGCCGGAGGGCGGGAAGCAGCCCCAGGGGGGCCGGUCGGAGGGCAGGAGGCCGGGAAGGCGCAGGCAGCCGGAGCAUGGAGAGGGGACACGGGGGGAGCCCCGAACUGCCGCCAACAAAGCCCGACGGAGAGACACCGCCGCCUCUGCCCCCACCGGGGCUCUCACAAGCUGCCCAGCCCGAGAGGAACACCUGGCCAGACACCAUCCCGGCCUGCCCCGCAGCCUGGGGAAUUUAGUGUCCCUGCCCGGAACUGAGAGCGAGGGAGCCCGAGGAGCUGCCGCACACCCUGACAUCCAUCUGAAGAAGGAGCAUCCUAUGGCUGCUCCAUUUCCCCCUCUCCUCUCUCUUAAAAGGGAGAUCGAAAGAGAUAAAAAGAAUGACCCCCGAACCAGCCGGCCUCCCCACAACCAGUCCGGAAGGACGAGAGAAGUCGCUUCCGUAAGGUCAGCCUCUCGCUGGGCAAAGAGCCCCGGCGGAGCAGCCCCGGCGCCUCAGCCGGGGCAGGCCGGGCCCCGAACAGCGGCCACCCUGCCACCGGCCGAGCCGGCCAUCCCCGCGGCGCCGGGCCCGCCCCGCCGAGCGAGGCACCGGCCGUGCAAGUCACCUCCUGUCCACCCGACACGGGAGCGCUCCCCGAUCGCAGGGCCCUGCCGUCAAAGGCGAAAUAUUCCCUGGGCGCCCACCCGAGUGUCCUGCAGAGGGCAGAGGCUGCUCGCUUUCCGCAGCCCGUUCCGCGGGCUAUUGACCAAGGACUUUUAA
Pyrgilauda ruficollis (rufous-necked snowfinch) is the source of this 2808-nucleotide messenger RNA. Its product is annotated as basic proline-rich protein-like. The record is from RefSeq and is a predicted model, not a curated record. The coding region runs from base 1 to 2808 and encodes 935 amino acids. The transcript has 5 exons. NCBI's taxonomy places the organism in Eukaryota, Metazoa, Chordata, Aves, Passeriformes, Passeridae.